Molecule: messenger RNA, 1029 nt
Organism: Peronospora matthiolae
Lineage: Eukaryota; Oomycota; Peronosporomycetes; Peronosporales; Peronosporaceae
Source: the annotation of a GenBank genome assembly
AUGACCAGCGACGGGAAGAAGCGCCGCCGCCGCGCCUCGAGCGACAACAGCGAGGAAGAGGCCAAGACACAGCGCACGAUACCCGAAACUGAAGUAGCAGCCAAUGAAGUAGCAGCUGCGUCUCCCCGUGGCCGCGUCCGCGCGCGCGUCGCCCCGCCCGGCCGCGCUCGCAAGGGAUUCCUGGAACAAUCGCAAUUAAGCGAGAAAGACCGACGCCACGUGCGGUACAAGGAGCGCGAGCUCUUGCAGAGCCUCAAGGAGAAUGCAGGCGAGCUGGCGACGCUGUCGAGCGACACGUUUGACGCGCACACGCAGGAGCUGGACCAGAUGUACGAGCACGUGUGUUAUCCGCGCGAAGCCAAUUUGGACGCUAGUAAUCUGGACGAGCUUAAUGUGGCAGUGACGAAACAGUCGCAAGCUUUGGGCUCAAGUGAUUUGACCAAGUACGAGACGACCGAGUUUAUUCGUGCUACGCGGGAGGUGUGUGUGAAAGAGUCAGGGCAUCAAGAGUUUGACUGGAACGCGCUGGGCAAUGCAGCAGGCGCGUGUUUCCGAUCGGUGCCGGAGAUUAGUUUCUUGUUUGGACUGAUGGAUACGGAAGUGACACGGAAGGAGAGGAAAAAGUCGAAACGAGCACAAGAUGACGUGAAUGCGCAAGAAGCGCAGCCGACGGAGUAUACGAACAAGAAAGACCGCAGAGACGCGCAGGCUCGGCGGUUGGAGAUUCUGCAGUCGACGUUGAUUCAGCACGAGUGCCGUCAACCGCUGUUUGAUAUGGUGAUCAAUCCAAAGAGCUUCACUCAGACGGUGGAAAACCUGUUCGACACGUCGUUCCUAGUGCGUAACAAUUCUGCUGAAAUUGGCGUCGACGACGACACUGGUCUUCCGUAUCUGAAGAAUCAGGAAGGAAUGGGCGAAGCCAACAUACCGGCGUCGACACAGAGUAUCAUUAGCAUCACACCAGCUCAGUGGCAGCAACUGGCGCAGAUGACAGGGCGAGAGGAACCCGUGCUUGGCCAUCGAGCGUAG